AUGCACAUCCACCCCGAAGUCGUCCUCCUCGGAGGCCUCGGCCUCCUCCUGGGCGCCAGCGGCUCCCCGCUCCCCUCCCGCCCCUCCACUCCUCUCCCCGAGGACUCUGCCUCUACCCUGAGCUCCAACACCACUACCGGUAAUCCCCUCCCCGAUCUAACCAAUCUGUCCCUCGCCCCCCGUGAGAAAGACAGCAACGUGGAGAUUGUCUGCCACGAUCACGUCUUCACUCGCGACCACGUCAAAGCCGCCGUCAAGCAGGCCAAGCGCAUCCACGAGGCCAAGGAGGAGCACCCGGACGACUACGCCGAGUUCCCCAAGCCCCUGGACCGCCGCGCCAGCGAUCUGUUCAAGAAGCCCGACGAUUUGUUCCAAUUCCCGCUCGUGGCGGACGGCGUCUACGACGGCAAGGCCGAUGUGACCGGGCGCGAGUUCGUGAUCGUCGACAAGAACUUCAAGUGUAAGGGGGCGGUGCGGUAUUAUGAUGACAAUGGGGAGGAUAAGGGCCAUGCGGAUGCGUGCUAUGCACGCAAGCGGAAGGAUAAGGAUGGGAAGGACAAGGGCAAGGACAAGGGCAAGGAUAAGGGCAAGGGCAAGGGCAAGGACAAGGGCAAGGACAAGGAUAAGCGUAAGGGCGGUCGUGGCGGCGGUGGUCGUGGCAGUGGUCAUGCCAGUGGUGGCCAUGGUGCCGGUCGAACUGGUCAUAUCGCUGCUGGUGGUUCCCAUGGGGCCGACGAGGGGGAUUACGAUGUUUGCUGA
Messenger RNA from Aspergillus japonicus CBS 114.51, 759 nucleotides. RefSeq lists its product as uncharacterized. Bases 1 to 759 code for a protein of 252 amino acids. The record is from RefSeq and is a predicted model, not a curated record. Gene Ontology annotation, molecular function: RNA binding; RNA nuclease activity. Lineage: Eukaryota; Fungi; Ascomycota; Eurotiomycetes; Eurotiales; Aspergillaceae. The transcript has a single exon.